UUUUGUGAGCAUUCAGUGGCUGAGGUUUCAAUGACGUGUAAAAGUGGCGACUCUUGUUUGGAUUCAUGUGGUAGUGCGACAAGUCGUGUAGCUAGUUCCAUCAAAACAAUGGUAAUUAAUCAAGAAUACUUUGCGCAGUAGUGGAUUUACACUCAAAGUAUUAACUAAAACCGAAGCCUUGAACUCAAACAUGCCAGUGUGCAGUUUUUUUAUGCAAGGACGUUGUCGGUACGGUGACAAAUGUUGGAAUGAGCACCCCCAAGGAGGUGGAGGAGGAGGAGGAGGAGGAGGUGGUGGUGGUGGUCGAGGAGGAGGUGGAUUUAACAACCGUUCAACUCCGCAACAACCCAGGGGUGGUGGCGGCUUUGGUAACAGAGUUUGGGUGAAUCCAUCGCAGAAUCAGUCGGCAGGAAACUAUAUCCAGCCUUCAGCUUUCUCCUCUCAAGCUGGCAAUGACUGGGGCAGGGGAGGAGGUGGUGGGACUGACUGGGGAGGAGGAGGAGGAGGAGGAGGGGGUGGGGCUGACUGGGGCAAAGGAGGUGGAGGAGCCGGUGGGGCUGACUGGGGCCGAAGAGGAGGUGGAGGAGGGGGUGGGGCUGACUGGGGCAGAGGUGGAGGAGGCGGGGGCAGAAGGGAAAACAACAAGAGCUCCGAAUUCAGUUUUUCCUCACAGAAUCGCUAUUCUGCCCUCAACACGCAGCAGACUUUUGAUAAAGGAGGGGGAGGAAGCGAUGAACAGGAAAAACAUCUGGAGACCGUCAAGAAUGAUGUGGAGAUCUGGGAGACAUCAGGACAAUGGAUGUUUUCAUGUUAUGCCCCGACCAUCGCAACCAUUUCAGGUUUUGCAGAUCUCUCUCAGGAAGAGCUCAGGCUAGAGUACUGCAACAGCAGAGACUCGGGUGAUUUACAGAAUUAUACUAAUGGCAUCAAUCAAGCAGUCAACCAAUGGCGGAGCAGGGUCCAGGAGCUAAGAGCCAUGAAUGCAACCACUCGCGUGGCUUUGCUGGCUGAGCUGAACAACCCCACGCCCCAGGCCCCCCCGGCCGGCUGUGGCACGGCCACGUCUGCCUUCGGGUCGUCCACGCCCAGCGUGGGCACUGGCUUGGGGUCCGCCGCGCCGGCCCAGGCCAACACCUUCAGCUUCGCCGCCCCGGCCGCCGGCGGCUUCGGCUCCUCGGCUCCAGCGGCCCCCGCAGGUUUCGGCGCGGCCGCAGCGACCCCCGCGCAACCCAGCUUCGGGUUCGGCUCGGAACCGGCGGCGGCGGUGCCGGCAGCGUCCGGCUUCUCUUUCGCCGCUCCAGACCCCAACAAGGCUCCGGCCCCUGCAGGGUUCGGCUCCGCCUCCGCCUCCACCUUCAGCUUCUCUUCUGCCACGACGGCGGCGGCGACGCCCGCAGGCGCCCCCGGGUUCGGUACGGCGGCCCCCGGGUUCGGGGCGGCGGCCCCCGGGUUCGGUACGGCGGCCCCCGGGUUCGGGGCGGCGGCCCCCGGGUUCGGUACGGCGGCCCCCGGGUUCGGGGCGGCGGCCCCCGGGUUCGGGGCGGCGGUCCCCGGGUUCGGGGCGGCGGCCCCGGCUGCGGGCAGCGGGAGCGUGUUCGGACAGGGGGGCGGGGGGUUCGGGGCGGCACGACCCACGGGUCAACCAGCGGCAGCAGCAGCAGCAGGAGGGACCAGGAGCUCCGCCGGGGGGCCCGGGGACAGCCUCUUCACCCCCCAGAGCGAGUUGACCCCAGAGGAACUGGGUCAGUUUGGAGCCAAGAGGUUCACACUAGGACAGAUACCCCUGAAGCCCCCACCGAUGGACAUGCUGGUGGGCUUUUAGCAGGAAUAUAAUCUUAUCCUUUUGGACUUUUGGGAGAUAUAACAUCAUUUUGUUAUUACUAAUCAAAUUUGCUAUGCAAAGACAUCUACCCCGUAGAUUUGCGACUAAUUGAGAUGAGGUUUGAUGAUGGCAUGUUUUUUUAUAAUAAAUGUACGCACAGCAACAUUGAAAACAUGCUUUAUCUUACCUACUUUACAGUUAAGCUUUGCUCUCUCUUAAAUACACUGACGGCAGGAACUAUAUGUCAGAACUGUGUCACUGCUCAUAUUUAAUUUGCUGAGCAUUGUGAAACCGUAUCCUUAUAAAACUUUGUGUUUCACAACCUUACUUUGUGUGCAAUGGACGAAUGGUUGGGAUUUGGCACUCCUCCAAAGCUCUCACUAUUUCAUUCUAGUCCAGUCCAAUAAUAUUGAUCCAGGAGAGGUUAAACAACUUCCAAUUACACCGGGUUCCAGUAUUCUAUUAGCAUAUUCAAUACAAACGUAUUACAUGAUA
Gadus macrocephalus (Pacific cod) is the source of this 2317-nucleotide messenger RNA. It is a transcript of the gene nup42, whose product is annotated as nucleoporin 42. The record is from RefSeq and is a predicted model, not a curated record. Gene Ontology annotation, molecular function: nuclear export signal receptor activity; metal ion binding. Bases 191 to 1822 code for a protein of 543 amino acids. The transcript is spliced from 7 exons. Lineage: Eukaryota; Metazoa; Chordata; Actinopteri; Gadiformes; Gadidae. Gene Ontology annotation, cellular component: nuclear envelope.